CCGGUAGUUAUGACGGGACGCAUGCGUAUUUCACUGUUCAAUGUCACCGCGACCACUGAACAUGGCUGCGGUGGGUUUCAGAAAUUGGGCUCGAGCUCUUUCCAAUGGGAAACGGCCAGGCUUCUCGGCGCUUCUCUCCCAAGUCAGAGCAGGUUGGUUCAUUGAUCUUUUUUUCUUUUCUUUCUGCGAUAUCGUUGUACAAAUGCAAAAUGCCUGCAUCAAGUUGGAAUGGAAGUUAGAACAUGCAAGGCAGAGUUUCGCUAACCUUGACCUAGCCUAGCUUGCUAACAACAGAGCUGCAUCUCGUUCAGUUGUUUACUAACGUCAGUACAAGCUUUAUUCAGUAGUAUGUAGCUAGCUAUCUACGAUCAAAUAGGAGGCUAGAUGAUCCCAUAAACGUUUACCUAGCCAGCUAACGUUACUGUCUUUGGAUAACUUGUGCUAACUACGCUAGGUAGUUUUUUGGUUUGUUCAAUUCCUAACGUUACUCUCAAACGGCUAGUUAGCUAGCUGACAAUCACACUCUGGUUGAUCAUAGGGAUAAAUGGUACUGUAUUGACUAAUUUCCAAAUGUUGUAUAGCCUCUGGACCUUCCAAGGGCAUGCUGCCAGGUCCAUACCCCAAGACCCCCGAGGAGAGAGCAGCAGCAGCAAAGAAGUACAACAUGAGGGUGGAGGAUUAUGAACCAAUCCCCGAUAAUGGCGAGGGGUAAGGAAGCUGGGUACCAUGGAUAAGGAAGGACACGCCAUUGUUUUCCUUUCCUCUAUAACCACCCCAUUACAGCAGGAGCUGUGUUCCUUUGCCAAACAACUAGCAAAUUGAUUUGGUAAUUCAACCUGUGGGUUGAACUCACUGAAAUCCCUAUGGGAUGCACUAUAUAGGGUAUGAGAGACAAUAUUGGACAGCAAUAGGAGUUUUAACAUUUCCUGAUUUCUGCAUUACCUAAGGUUAUUCACCUAUGGACUGUUUUCCUGUUGUAUUGUGUUUCUGUAGGUAUGGAGACUAUCCAAAAUUGCCAGACAGAUCCCAGCAUGAGAGAGACCCCUGGUAUUCCUGGGACCACCCUGACCUGAGGAGGAACUGGGGAGAGCCGGUAAGAUGGGGGAGGAACUGGGGAGAGGUGGUAAGAUGGAGGAGGAACUGGGGAGAAGGUGGUAAGAUGGAGGUGGAACUGGGGAGAGGUGGUAAGAUGGAGGAGGAACUGGGGAGAGGUGGUAAGAUGGAGGAGGAACUGGGGAGAGGUGGUAAGAUGGGGUAUAUUUCUAUACACUGACUGACUAAUAGUGACGAUACAGUAUCCGCUCUCACAAUACUUACACUGAGCAAAAAUAUAAACGAAACAUGUAAAAUGUUGGUCCCAUGUUUCACGAGCUGAAAUAAAAGAUCACAGAAAUGUUCCAUAUGCACAAAAAGCUUAUUUUUCAAAUUUUGUUACACACAUUGGUUUAUAUCUGUCAGUGAGCAUUUCUCCUUUGCCAAGAUAAUCCAGCCACCUGACAUGUCAUAUCAAGAAGCUGAUUAAACAGCAUGAUCAUUACACAGGUGCACCUUGUGCUGUGGACAAUAAAAGGCCACUAAAAUGUGCAGUAUUGUCACACAACACAAUGCCACAGAUGUCUCAAGUUUUGAGGGAGCGUGCAAUUGGCUUGCUGACUGCAGGAAUGUCCACCAGAGCUGUUUGCCAGAUAAUUGAAUGUUGGCCAGCGACCCGGACAGCUGAUGAAAACUGGGGGUUUGCAUAACCAAAGAAUUUCUGCACAAGCUGUCAGAAAUCGUCUCAGGGAAGCUCAUCUGCGUGCUUGUCGUCCUCACCAGAGUCUUAACCUGACUGCAGUUCGGUGUCGUAACUGACUUCAGUGGGCAAAUGCUCACCUUCGAUGGCCACUGGCACACUGAAGAAGUGUGCUCUUCACGGGUGAAUAUCGGUUUUCAACUGUACCGGGCAGAUGGCGUCGUGUGGGCGAGCGGUUUGCUGAUGUCAACGUUGUGAACAGAGUGCCCCAUGGUGGGGGUAUGGGCAGGCAGGCAUAAGCUACGGACAAUGAACACAAUUGCAUUUUAUUGAUGGCCGUUUUGAAUGCACAGAGAUACCGUGAUGCGAUCCUGAGGCCCAUUGUCGUGCCAUUCAUCCGCCGCCAUCACCUCACGUUUCAGCACAGCCCAUGUCACAAGGAUCUGUACACAAUUUCUGGAAGCUGAAGAUGUCCCAAUUCUUCCAUGGCCUGCAUACUCACCAGACAUGACACCCAUUGAGCAUGUUUGGGAUGCACUGGAUCGACGUGUACAACAGCGUGUUCCAGUUCCUGCCAAUAUCCAGUAACUUCGCACAGCCAUUGAAGAGGAGUGGGACAACGUUCCACAGGCCACAAUCAACAGCCUGAUCAACUCUAUGCGAAGGGGCUGUGUCUGCUGCAUGAGGCAAAUGGUGGUCUCACCAGAUACUGACUGGUUGUCUGAUCCACGCCCCUACCUUUUUUUGUUAAAGGUAUCUGUGACCAACAGAUGCAUAUCUGUAUUCCCAGUCAUGUGAAAUCCAUAGAUUAUGGCCUAAUGAAUUUAUUUAAAUUGACAGAUUUCCUUAUGAACUGUAACUUAAUAAAAUAUUUUAUUGUUGCAUGUUGUUUAAUAUUUCUUUUUCAGUGUGUGUAUAUAUAUAUAUAUAUAUAUAUAUAAAUAAAUAAAAAAUCAUGCCUACAAGUAUCGUGACAACACGACUGACUAAGACUAUAUAUUAGGUCGGGACGAUACCAGUAUCCCAAAACUCGUUUAGUAUCGUGACAAGAAAACAAAACAUGAAGUGGAUUAAGUUCUUUUGGAAAACAGCCCUAAUGUUGUCAUCCAGAGUCACAUUUAUUUCCCAAGCUAUAGCACACAAUAUUUUACAUACAGCAGGUUUUUAAAGGACCAACGAGUUUGAGCUGCUUCGUGUACAUUUUUUGCCAUAAAAUAUUGCAAUACUGGUAUCGCCACAGCCCUACUAUAUAUUGUUCACAGUACACCACUUGAUUUCUGUAACUGUACAUUUAUGUACGUAAACAUUUUAAUGGCAUUACGUCAACGUGUGUAAGCUAUUAAUCAUCAUUUGCUCAUAGCGCAUGUAUUUCCCUGACUCAUUCACAGUGGUUUCUCACCUGUUGCAUUUUAUCUUUCUAGAUCCACUGGGAUUUUGACAUGUUCAUCAGGAAUCGAGUGGACACGUCGCCCAGCCCUGUUGACUGGCACACGAUGUGCAAACAUCUGUUUGGUUUCGUUGGAUUCAUGCUGCUGAUGUUCUACCUUGGGGAGAAGUUUCCAUCUUACCAGCCUGUGGUAAGUAUUGCAAUGAGAAAGCAUCACAGUCUUUGUCUCGGUUGUAAUCGCUGGUGUAACCCCUAAGGUGUCACAGACCAGAAGUUAAUAUAAAUAUAUGCUUUCCUGUUGUAUUGAAACCCUUUCCAUUUUGGUAUCUCAAGACCUUUUACUAUGACAUCUGGAAUUGAAAAGGACUUAUCCAAUAACAGCCUUUGGGUCUACCCCUCAUAUGUGUCCCGUGGACACAAAAAUUGGAUUUAAGUUGGAGCAACAGAUCUGAUCCUUUGAAUACAUUUUAAUGACGGGUGUACACUGAGUUGGAGAUGAUGCUACUGCUGUUAGUGUUUUUUCAUUGUUUCCUAGCCUUGCUACCAAUUCAAUAGAGAGAAGACAUGCAUUGGUAACUGAAGAACAAUUAUCAUAUUCCACUAUAUUUUCCUAUUUCAUUUCCUUAUUAUGAUGGCUCUCUGGUAUUUCUUGAAGGCCAUUGUGCACCUUUCUCACACACAUAGUCACCAAACACCUGUUAAAGAAAACCCCCCCCAAAAAAUCAAAUGUCCUCUUCCUGUAGGAAAGGUGAAUAGGGACAUCGUGUCUGAUGCCCCCUGUUAGGUAAUCCCUGUUCUCUAUUCCAGGCACCGAAACAAUACCCUUACAGCAGCCUGCACCUAGAGAGAGGAGGGGAUCCCGAGAAACAACCUGAAGAAGUCAAACAUUUUAACAUUUAAAUAUCUGCUUCUCUAAAUGUGUAUAUUUCUGUCUGUAAUAAAUAAUUAUUAGUGUGACUUCCUCAGUCACACUCCCAA
This is a messenger RNA of Coregonus sp. 'balchen', 4097 nucleotides long. The record is from the annotation of a GenBank genome assembly. NCBI's taxonomy places the organism in Eukaryota, Metazoa, Chordata, Actinopteri, Salmoniformes, Salmonidae.